Messenger RNA from Lottia gigantea (owl limpet), 1924 nucleotides. RefSeq lists its product as hypothetical. Gene Ontology annotation, biological process: regulation of cytokine production; negative regulation of transcription by RNA polymerase II; regulation of immune system process. The annotation marks the transcript as partial. NCBI's taxonomy places the organism in Eukaryota, Metazoa, Mollusca, Gastropoda, Lottiidae. The record is from RefSeq and is a predicted model, not a curated record. The transcript has 4 exons.
GAUUCAUCAGAUGAAAAUGAGUGUAACUGGAUGUGUCUGAUCAGACCAGCUGAUAAUGAGGAGGAACAAAACUGUAUGGCCUACACCAUCAACCACAAUGUCUUCUACAGCACCACCAGAGAUAUUCUGCCCACUGAGGAGCUCAGGAUUAUGCAGGAAGAUGAAGAAAUCUCGGAAGAGGAAGAAGGAGAAGAACUUGAAGAGUCUGAAGAAGAAAUUGAUCUGGAUGAGAGUGAAGAUUUCAAGACUACACGAAAACGACAAUGCAAAGGUAAACUGGAGUCCCGAUUUCCAUGUGCUCUCUGCAAACAGAUGUUUUCCAACGAGAUGAGUUUGUAUCGCCACAUGGCUAUGCAUACCGAUCUUUACAAGUGUGAGAAAUGUGGUAAAUGCUACUCCAGAAAAGAUUCGUGGCAAGGUCACAUGCUGCGCUGUAAUCCAGACAAAAUUAAUGACCACAAGAUCUAUGUAUGCCACAACUGCAAGAAGACAUUCGCCACGGAAUUGGGAGCCCAGAACCACAUGGUCAGCUGUGCCAAACAUUAUUGCUCGGAUUGCCGUACAGCUUUUGAAAGCGAGGAACUCCUGAAAGACCACGAGUGUGACAGAAUAGUAAGUAAUAAGAAAGCUGUUCAGUUCCAAUGCCCAGUUUGUAAGAAAACCUUUUCAUCCUUCACCUACCUCAAACGCCACGAGGCAACUCACCAGGGGGCCUUCCAGUGUAAGAUUUGUAACAAGAGUUUCAGUAGGCGAGAAGAGCACGGAAUACAUUACCGCUACUGCCUUGGACAAACGACCAUCAAGAAAGAGGGGCAGAUCAACUGCGAUUUAUGUGAUGUUCCGUUCCAUGACGCCAAGGAGUAUCGGAAUCAUAUCCACGAACAUACUCAUCCCCACAAAUGUGAAAUUUGUAGACGGAGAUUCAUCAAAAUAGGCAGCCUCCAUAACCAUAAGUGCGAAGCAGUGAAGUCGGAAUUAGAAAAUGAUGUACCUGAACCAUGCAAGGAAUGUGGAAAAGUCUUCCAUACAAGGCAAGCUAUGCUCAAGCACGAAAUUUUCCACCGAGAACCCGAGUUUAGCUGUCAUGACUGCGGAAAGAAGUUUUACAGGAAGGACUAUGCCAGAGACCAUAUUUGCACGCUCCCCGAUGGUACUAAAGAAGACGUGGUUUGUCACGAAUGUGGUAAAGCCUUCAACAGUGUUAGUAACCUGAACAAGCACGUGAAAACUCACGGUGAAAAGAGGUAUGCUUGCGAUGUUUGCGGGAAGCGAUUUCACUACGAAGCUUACGUACGAACACACCGAGAAAUGGUUCACGAGAAGAAGUACACCUUCCAGUGUAACGACUGUGGCAAAGUAUUGACAUCGAAACAAGGGUUGAUCAGCCAUAACCGACAGUUCCACACUGAAAAUCCCCCAUCGUACCACUGUCCCACUUGUAAGAGGGGAUUCAAACAGCGAGGAAACUUACGGACGCACAUGCUGAUGCACGGAAACGAAAAGAACUACGGCUGCAACAUUUGUGGACAGUAUUUCAAGUAUCCUGAACAGCGAAACCGACAUAAAUUAGAGCACACGAUGACUGAGAAGUUCCGAUGCCAUAUUUGCCAGAAAACGUUUGUUCGACGGUACGAUUUGAAGCGUCAUUUAAGCGAAAUGCACAGUGGGCAUAUCUACAUAUGCACGCUCUGCAACGAACGCUGUUCCCAUAGGCCGACUCUUAUUCGGCACUAUAAAAGAAAGCAUCCUGGUAAUAUGGAGAUGGUUCGAGACCUAGACUCCAUCAACAGCAUGAAGCGAAGCGUGUCAGAUAUGCCCGUUGAGGUGAAGCAAGUCAAACAGGAAUCUAAAGAUUCAACCUUGCUGUACGAAGCAAUGCAGCAGCUGGAACAAGCUGGGUUGGUGGAAUCUGGGCAAGAGACGA